AUGGCAGACCCCAUACUUGCUCUCGCUGCUCAUCCCCACAGAGACUCUGCUAUGAAACAGAACCGCAUCGACUAUGGACGAUUGCUGUUGUACGUUGCGAAUAUCGCUGUCGACUCGGGCAAAAAGGAACGGCCAACAAUUGUCUGUCAACGAUCUAUCGCAAAAUCUCGACUUCGAAGCACUUUUACUCUCAAGGGUCUUGCGAGACUUGGUGGCGUACAGUCUGGCUUGCAGCCACCCGGACGGCACAUACAGCUCAAAUGCGACAACAGUCCUUCUCGCACAGCCUGGCCGAGCAUCUACGGUUGUGCGCAGUGUCCUGAACAUGCUUCCAUCGAUGCAGUACUGGCCAGAGUAUGUGCGCCAAGACAGAGAACAGGCUCCAACGAGCGGCUUUCCAAUUGGCCAUCAACGCCGACGAGGAAGGUUUCGCUUUUUGUACGACGCGAUUCUGGUCGUCGACAAAAUUGUGGCGACCGAGCAGAAGAUCAGAUGACAACAAGUCACUACGAUUUCAUCAUGAUAUCUCUGUGUGGAGCAUUGGAGCCGACGAAGAAGAAAUGGAGAGAUCUGAUGGUAGCUGCUGGAUUCGAGCUGCAGGUGGUUCGCAUGUACGAUGGUGACGAGGGACACCAGCUUAGCGGAAUCAACGAUGCCGACGCCUUUACCAAGUGCAGGCAGUGUGACGUAGCACAAGAUCUCCAAGACUCCAACUACCAAACGUGGGAGUCAUACGUCAGUUUCUCAUGUGGCGCCUCGGUAUGCUACCCUCGCAUCGCCACCCAGCUUCAACGCCACAUGACGACGUCGCCCCUUUGCCUUUCAACGAACGCGUUGGAAACCGCACCGUUGUGGUGGCCGGGCCGGACAUGGCUGGCCUGGAUGUUUUACAAAACGGCUGGACAACGAGAAAACGGAUGUAACGGCGAAUGCGUCGUUCCGCCAGAGCAAUCGUCAAAAUCCGGGGCACUGGACAACAUCGUUCCAACCACGGACCACAGCGCGUGA
Zasmidium cellare ATCC 36951 is the source of this 1008-nucleotide messenger RNA. RefSeq lists its product as uncharacterized. Bases 1 to 1008 code for a protein of 335 amino acids. The transcript is spliced from 5 exons. Lineage: Eukaryota; Fungi; Ascomycota; Dothideomycetes; Mycosphaerellales; Mycosphaerellaceae. The record is from RefSeq and is a predicted model, not a curated record.